Messenger RNA from Schistocerca gregaria, 3576 nucleotides. RefSeq lists its product as uncharacterized. The transcript is spliced from 6 exons. Lineage: Eukaryota; Metazoa; Arthropoda; Insecta; Orthoptera; Acrididae. The record is from RefSeq and is a predicted model, not a curated record. Gene Ontology annotation, cellular component: septate junction; membrane. Gene Ontology annotation, biological process: septate junction assembly; regulation of tube size, open tracheal system. The coding region runs from base 622 to 1308 and encodes 228 amino acids.
GUCGUUUGAAAUGCAUUGUGGAAAGACUUGACAUGACAUCACGGCCAGAGUGAAAUGAGUACAACCUUCUUUUCUUGCUGUCCAAGCAAAAUUUAAUUAUUGGCUACGACUGGGGAUCUACAUGGUUCCUGGGAAUUGUUUUCAUUUUCUUUACGUUGUAAGUCUAUACAUCAACGCGAUUCAUUUACUGAAAAAUGGUAAAGAACUGUUUAGUAAAAACUAAAAUGACACUAUUAACAGUUAACAAAAUUAUAAGUGAACAUUGGCGAAUAUUCUGUGAAGCGUUCAUUGGCAUUUGCAAACGCAAAGGAAAUAUACUAAUUGGUCACCACGUGUAUAUUGAACCAACAUUGUCACAUAAUAUUGUACAGCUUUCACGUAACUCAUAUCUCAUGCAUGUAAUAAAUUAACUGUUAUCAAAUAAAAAUUCAUUCAUUCCUCCAUUGCACCUAGCACAAAAUGUUUUAAAAUAGGCGUGGUCCUCAAAUGUCAUCCUUAAGAAACGUAUGACGUCAAAGAUAAAAUGGCGCAAGCGCUGUAGAUUGAAAACAAUAUCGAGUGUGUUUACGGGAAACAGGACUUCGAAUGUUUUGAUUGAAAGCUUAAAGAAAAUUUGUAAAAAUGACAGCUGGAAAACAAGAUUACCCAAAGGCAUCAAAUGCUCUGGUGUUUGGUGGAAUGCUGACAUUCAUAGCUGGUAUGAUGCUUCUUAUGGCAUUUGCAAGCCCAUAUUGGAUACAGUCAUAUCAGGAAACAUUUAGUAAUUUUAAGCACAUGGGAUUGUGGGAGUACUGCUUUGAACAAUUCCGUUAUCCGUAUUAUCAGUUUCCUAAACUGUUUGAUGGAUGUCACUACGUAUUCAGUCAAGAAUAUUAUGUUAUUAGAGAAUGGUUGCUUCCAGGUUGGCUUAUGGUUGUUCAGGCUUUCGUAACAUUAGCACUGAUGUUGUCAUUCACAUCUCAAAGCAUCAUUGCUCUGGAACUUGUCCGUUGGCCACUGGAAUUUGUCUUGACAUACGAGUGGUUUUUAUCAGGAAUUGCUUUCUUGUGCAAUGCUAUCACAGCUGCUUUCUUGUUCUUGGCUGUAACUAUAUUUGGCGGGGAAUGUUGGCGCCGUGACUGGAUAAUGUACCCUAAUUUCAACUACCUCUCUUGGUCUUACGGAUUUGCUGUGUUAUCAAUGUUUUGUCAUGGAUUUUCAGCAUUGUUUGUGUACUUGGAUGCUCGUAAGAACUGGAUAAUGCGCAAAGAAAGUCAGAAUUUGGUUGCACAGAUGCACCCUAAUCCUGGCCGUAAUGGUUUUGUAUGAAAACAAGAUUGAAAAGUGAUAGUUGUACUUUCUUGCCAUGUUUGCUGGAAAUCAGUGGCAGAGAGUACUGAGCAUUAGAUGUGCAAUCUGUAUAUUUCCAGGAGGAAUUUAUCUGGUAUCUAAUGAACUGUAUGUGAAAAUUACAGAAUUUUAUGCCUUCGGUAUAUCUUACACUUCCAGUUAUUCUGAUUGAUUAUCUUAACAAUAUUUUAAGUGUCACAUUUGCUUUUAAUUUUAGAACACACAACAAAUAAGUAUUUUUCUGUAUAAUUGCCUGUGAAUAAUCAUCUGUUACGCACAAAGUGGCACACGGGAGCACAUUUACUUUUUUUUUCUUCCCAUAUGUAAGUUAGUUUUAAGAAUAAAGUUGAAUCUCACUAUAUAUUGCAUUUUAAUGUGCUUACAGGCAGUAACAAGAUGUAAACACAGGUAAUUCAUAGCUUUAGUCUUAUAUUUUAUAUCACAUUUUAGCAUACGAAAUGUUAUUAACACUAACUGCAAAGGAAAACGAAUGUUUGUGUGUUUUUCUUCUUCUAUUUGUGCAUAAGGUGCAACACAAAAUUGUUUUGGCCUAGUGCAGUACAAGCAAUCUUUUUUGUGACAUGUAUCUCAACAAAAUAACAAUUAAGUGUGAUGAUACCUGAUCAAUUAUCACAAAUAAUGCAAAAUGACUAGAGAGAUUUGCAACAAUAUGUUAAAAAAGCAGCAGUAUUCACAGGAUUUAUCACAUAAAUAUGUUGCUGGUGGUGGAUCUCAUGUUAAAUUUCAGUACUCGAGGUGCUAAUAAAAAGUGAGAAUGGUUAAAAGACAGCAAAAGUGAGCUGAAUAAUAAUGCACUGUUGUUAAUAUUGUGUGCAAGUUAGAUUUACUGUUAGCAUUUGAAUACAUUGCUAUUAAUGUACUGAUUUUACCUGUAUUGUUGUCAUAGUUGGAAAGUGAAUUAUUAUGAUUGUAUUUUUAAGUCAAAAGGUAAUGUACCAAAGUCUACUUUCUGUAGAGAUAUUAUUGAAAGAUAUGGCAAUGUUUCCAGUGGUCACAUAAUUGUUAAAAGUUAUCAGAGAAAACAGGUUCAUGUGCAGGGGAAAACUUAGCACCUCAAAAUUUGCCAAUUAAUGGAGAGUGAACUUGGUAGAUGUGCGUGUUGUUAGCCAUCCUACAUUACAAUUUAACUCCAAAAGAUUUUUUGUUUUGCUGCUCUUAUGAACCUAUUCCCUUUAUUUACGUAUUAGUUGGUACUAUGGUAUUUUAUGCCUCUAUUUUUGGGCUUCAGAGAUUUACUGUAGCAUGCGAGUCACUAAUUUUCUCUAGUUAUGAUACGGAAGUCCACUGAACAUACCAAAGAGCAAAUGUAAUGGCCUAAAUAUCCCAAAUGUGUAAUUGCAAGAAAUCCCACAUUUCUUUGGACUGACAUGGAUAUCCCCAGUUAAUCAACCUAUCAAAAGUUUCAUGCGAUAUGCAACAGACAGUGCAGUAUUCUUACAUCUGUUAUGAUUUUGUAGAAUGUUAACAUGAGAGAAAUGUUGGGAAUUGGCUCAAAACUGAUGACUAUGUCAUUAGAGGUUGAUGUAUGCUAACAGCUUUUACUGCACUGUAAAAUAUGAUAAGGAAUUGCUUGAUUGCAUUUAACCAGUAAUUAAAUGUUCAGGUUGCUGGAAUUGUGCAAAUAUUACACAGUUGCACAAAAUAUGACAUAUAUGCAGUAUAUAUUCUAGCUAAUUCAGAACUGUGGGAACAAUAAAUUUUGUUAAAAACUGUUCCAUUACGAAGAUUUCAAUUUUUGUGUACACUACAAUGAAAACAUUGUGCAUUUAUUCUAUGGUAUAUAUCCACUGGAACAUGCCAUUUUCUUUCAUAACAAUCCGUCCAAAUGUUUUAUUCUUUUAAUAUUGAGGCUGACUAUUAUAAAUUAUACAUGAAGUAUUUUAAUUUUUUGUGGUUUAUAUAAAUGAAAAGUAUAAUGUUAGUUGAAUACAAUCAGUCAGAAACAAAGAUUGUGUUCUUUGUUCCUUCUGUCAUUUUACAUACGACUGUCAUUAAAUAAUUCAGUUUUGUGGAGUCACAAUUAUUACCAAGAAACAGAAACAAAGUGCAAGUUUUUAAUAUGUUCAUGUAUUUUCAGUUAGCAUUUGACUCAGUAUUUAGUGUAUGAUUAAGAACUAGAUUUUAUUGACAGUUUAAAAAUCAAAUUCUAACUGUUGCUGUAUAGAAUGUAUAUUUUUCAAUACAACCAUGUAUUUCUUGGAGAUAUAUAAACUUUGUACUACCUUA